GGAGAGAAGUAAGUGUUCGUAUACCACAAGCCUGUGUUCCUCUCACUGCAUGUGUGAGCUGUACAAUACCCUUGAGGCUGUCACAGACAAAAACAGAGGGGAGAGAGAAAAAGAGAGAGAGAAAAAUAGAGAGAGGGAGACAGACAGAGGAGAGGGCAGGAAAUAGACCUUGAAGAGAAACAGAGAGUCUCUCUCUCUCUCUCUCACUCACUCACACACACACACCCACACGGAGGACUGAGGGAGGACCGUACAUUCUCUCGGUCUCUACUCUACGCUCAGGACAAAGCAACACGCUGGUUUAACUUCAGAGCCUCUCCUGUGACACCAGCACAGAGACACCGUCAACUGCUUCACGACAGGACAACGAGGGGGGAAAGCCUGGAUCAUUUUCAAACAAAGAGGACAAAGGAGGAUCGUGGACUGUAUUGAUAAACAUUUCAACAAGAAAAGAGGAGAAUAAAGAACUCUCCACAAGUGAAUUAUUACAUUAUAUUAAACCCUUCUUCUCUGCGAGGACGUGGACCGGAGAGCGGUUACAGGAGUUAUUCUGAGCGUAGUAACAAAUUUAAAAAAAGUUUUUUUUGUGGCUGCCUGAGUGGCUGGCUGCUGUCUGAGUAAGUACAGCUCUCUGUCUCAGCCAGUUAGUCCUGCAGCCUCGGGGAGUCCUGCCGGCAGGGGACAGGGGGAGGGUAGGUAGGUGGAAGCUGCAGCGUGGAUCCCCAGUCCAACACCAUCGUCAACAACAUGUCAACAAAAUGGGGUAGGAAACAUAGUGAUCAUGGAGAUUUUGGAAUGAAAACUUUGGUGUUUUAACGGUUUGUUCAAGAGUUUACACGAUUUAGAGACGUUUUGUGUUCUGCCUUUCUGCCUCGCUGGACAUUCGUGGCGGAUUGGGGACCAAGAAUUGAGUGAAAUACUUUUCUUGUAUAGUUGUUACACAACCCACUGACACCCCACCCCCCCUCCCAGCCCCCCGACACCCCCCUCAGUGUUCCCUUGCUACCUCAACAACAUGAACAAUACCACCCUGAUCCCACUGGCCAUGUCCACAGACAACUUCACCCUGCUGAAAUACGGUCUUGGUGGGAUUAUCAGAUCAAGCAUCACUCCUUUGCUGCACCAACUCAACUCCUCCGUCUCCUCAGACAGUUCCAACUGCACCAAGAACGAUGGCUUUAAGUAUCCUCUCUACAGCACCGUGUUCAGCCUGGUGUUCAUUGUGGGGUUGAUCACUAACAUGGCUGCCAUGUAUAUAUUCACCUGUACUCUCAAGUUGAGGAACGAGACGACGACCUACAUGAUCAACCUAGUGGUGUCAGACCUUCUCUUCGUCUUCACACUGCCUCUCAGGGUCUUCUACUUCCUUAACCAGGACUGGCCGUUCGGCGGGAUACUCUGCAAGCUCUCCGUCUCAUUAUUUUAUACCAACAUGUACGGGAGUAUUCUAUUCCUCACUUGUAUUAGUGUGGAUCGGUUCCUGGCCAUCGUUCACCCGCUCAGGUCACGGGCGUUGAGAACAAAGAGGAACGCUAAGAUGGUGUGCGUGGCGGUCUGGGUUCUGGUGUUGGCAGGGAGUCUACCGACAGGGUUUAAACUGGAGACCACAUCGCCACACCACAACCACUCCACCGCACGGUUCUGUUUCGAGAACUUCUCAUCCACGCAGUGGAAGUCCCACCUCUCCAAGGUGGUGAUCUUCAUCGAGACGGUGGGUUUCCUGAUCCCCUUGCUCCUCAACGUGGUAUGUUCCGUCAUGGUUCUCCAGACCCUGAGGAGACCCCAGACCAUCAGCCGCGGGGGGAAACUCAACAAAACCAAGAUCCUUCGAAUGAUCGUGGUUCAUCUCUUCAUCUUCUGCUUCUGUUUCAUCCCUUAUAACGUCAACCUAGUCUUCUAUGCCCUGGUUCGAACUGGGACGCUGAAGGGCUGCGCUUCAGAGACCGUGGUCCGAACUAUCUAUCCUGUCGCUCUCUGUAUUGCUGUGUCUAACUGCUGUUUUGACCCGAUCAUCUACUACUUUACCUCGGAGACCAUCCAGAACUCUAUCAAGAGGAAGUCCACGAUCAGCCAGGCGUACGACAUUAAGUUCUCUGAGGCACUGCAGAGUGAGACCAGCGCCAACUUCCACUGCAGCCUGAGGACACUGAAAGACAAAGUGUUUAACAACACAGAGUCUUCUGUUUGACACUGGGGGGUGUGGAGGGACUGACCGGCUGGCUGGUUGACUGGUUAGCUGACUGGCUGGCUGUAUGGCAGGGUUACUGGCUGACUGGAUGGCUGGUUGACUGGUUAGCUGACUGGCUGGUUGACUGGUUAGCUGACUGGCUGGUUGACUGGUUAGCUGACUGGCUGGUUGACUGGUUAACUGACUGGCUGAAUGGCAGGCUUACUGGCUGACUGGAUGGCUGGCUGACUGGUUAGCUGACUGGCUGGCUGUAUGGCAGGCUUACUGGCUGACUGGAUGGCUGGUUGACUGGUUAACUGACUGGCUGGCUGGUUGACUGGUUAACUGACUGGCUGGCUGAAUGGCAUGCUUACUGGCUGACUGGAUGGCUGAUUGACUGGUUAACUGACUGGAUGGCUGGUUGACUGGUUAACUGACUGGCUGGCUGAAUGGCAGGCUUACUGGCUGACUGGCUGGUUGACUGGUUAACUGACUGGCUGGCUGUAUGGCAGGCUGACUGGAUGGCUGGUUGACUGGUUAACUGACUGGCUGGCUGGUUGACUGGUUAACUGACUGGCUGGCUGAAUGGCAGGCUUACUGGCUGACUGGAUGGCUGGCUGGCUGGUUGUCUGUCUGUCUGGCUCCACCAGACAAUAGGGAUGUGGAGACUGGCUGGCUGGCUGGUUGCUAGCAGCAGCACACAGGGUCUCUAAAUGGUUCUAUCUAUCUGUAGUUCUGGACUUAAGACUUGUGAAUUUAAUUGAUACAUGCAAAUACACAUACAGACAUUACACACGCAAUGGAUUAACAUCAAACACAAUGGAUUAUCAGCAAGCCUCUGGGAGACGUUGGAGAUAUUGGAAGGGGCUUGGAGGAGGAGGGCUGAGGCACCAGCAAGGAAAGAGGACAUACGUAUAGGAUUUCAGUGUUUAUCUCAGGGCUGCAACAUGGACCAAGCCCCUGUGACUGUCCAUGCUAUAUGUACCAGACAGUCUACAGUAUUGUCAGGUUGUCUUAUUUGAUCCCCUGUUAGUUAAUAUGUUAAUUUAAUAUAACUAACUAACAUCCCCUUGUGGAAUUAGCACUGUUUUUGCACAAUAAUUGUGCCAGACAAAAGUAAUUAAACUUCAGAAAAAUAUGAA
Oncorhynchus nerka (sockeye salmon) is the source of this 3309-nucleotide messenger RNA. It is a transcript of the gene lpar6a, whose product is annotated as lysophosphatidic acid receptor 6a. Gene Ontology annotation, molecular function: lysophosphatidic acid receptor activity. Gene Ontology annotation, biological process: positive regulation of Rho protein signal transduction; phospholipase C-activating G protein-coupled receptor signaling pathway. Gene Ontology annotation, cellular component: plasma membrane. The transcript has a single exon. NCBI's taxonomy places the organism in Eukaryota, Metazoa, Chordata, Actinopteri, Salmoniformes, Salmonidae. The record is from RefSeq and is a predicted model, not a curated record. Bases 1016 to 2188 code for a protein of 390 amino acids.